AUGGUGAAUCCUGUCACUCAGUGCUUACCAGAAAUUGACACAUGGGCAUCUCCAAAUCUGGGGUUCCGAGUCCAAAUGGCUUCUGAAGGGUCUCUUUGUCUGGUGAUGGAUUUUGGGGACAAUUCAAGAGUCCAAAUGAAGAUCCAAAACGUGUCGGAGGAAAUCACGGUGACAGCCUAUCACCAGUAUUGGAAAGGUAUCUGGAUGCUCAAGGCAAUUAUUUAUAAUGAGUUUUAUGGGACUGAAGUAGAACUUGGACCUUAUUAUGUGGAGAUUGAUCAUGAGGUCCUGUCUGUGUUCAUGAAUUCCAGCAGUCUGCAUGAGGAUGAAGUUAUUAUCUUUGCUGAUUCCCACACAGAUCAGAAAAGCACUGUUGUUACACAUCAUUUCCCAUCCGUUUCCUCAUACCAUGUGUCCUUCAUUUCCCGAAAUCAAGUGGGUGACAGCGGAGCCUGGCCCAGCGUGACUGUGUGGUAUAAGAUGCAACCUGUUUCUGUCUACACAAAUGGAACUGUGUUUGCCUCAGAUGUGGCCAUCACUUUUGUAGCUGUUACCAAGGAAACCAGUCCUCUGGAGUUUGAGUGGCAUUUCGGAGAAGACCAAUCUGUGAGGACAACUUCAAGAAUCAUUGAAAAGAAACUUCGCAUCCCGCAGUGGUAUCGUGUGGUGGUCAAGGCUUCUAAUGGGGUCACUAGUGUGAUCUCUGAGCCCCACUUCAUCAGGGUCCAGAAGAGAAUCAUUGCCAAUCGCCUCUCAUCCGUCUCCUCUGCUCUGGUAAAUGCCAGUGUGAACUUUGAGUGCAGGAUCAAUGUUGGCACGGAUGUUGCUUACCUGUGGAACUUUGGGGAUGGUACUGUCCAUCCGGGAAAUAGCACCAACACUCACGUCUAUAGCAGAGAGGGAGAAUUUACAGUGGAGGUCCUUGCCUUUAAUGAUAUCAGCUUUGCCACCCUGAGAAAGCAGCUUUUCAUUGUGUACACACCCUGCCAGCCCCCACCAGUGAAGAACAUGGGGCCUGAAAAGGUCCAGGUUUGGAGGUCUCAACCAGUGAGACUGGGAGUGACAUUUGAAGCUGCCAUUCACUGUGACAUUUCCCAAGGCCUUUCUUAUAUGUGGGACUUUAUGAAAGAUGAUGGUUCUCAUGUGUCCCUUUACCCUUCUGUUGAUAACCGCAGACAAACCAUUACUCUCCCGAGCUACUUUCUGGAGUAUGGAAACUAUACGGCUGUUGCUAAGGUUCAAGUCAUAGGCAGCGUGGUGUACAGCAACUACUCAGUUGGGGUGGAUGUUCUGCCCAGGGCCCCCAUCAGCAUUGUUUCCGAAGGCACGCAUCUCUUCAUCUCCAAGACCUCCUCUUCCACCAUUGUCCUAAGUGGAUCCCAAUCAUAUGACCCCGACAAUCUGGGUACACCUCUCAGGUAUCACUGGAGGUGUGCGCCUGCUGGGGCCCCUGAAGAUUCAUGCUUCAGUGCUGCAGCACCCGUUUCACUGGACAGCACAGCGCCACGCAUCUCCUUUACAGCAGCAGAUCUCAAUGAUGGCUAUGACCAGUUCCUAGUGAUGCUGAUGGUAUCCAGUGGCAACCGGACCUCCUCAGAGUCACAGGUGUUCCUGUCCCUCCGCUCGGACCCCACAUUCAGUUUCAUCCAUGUAUCCCGAGUCAACGUUAAAAGCAACUUUGUGAACUGGAAUGAAGAACUUUCUCUUCAAGUUGUGUGUGAAGACUGUGAAAAUCUACAUAAUCUGUCUUAUUCCUGGGACCUCUUUUUAGUCAAUGCAACAGAACAGAAUAGGAUGGAAGAUUUUGAAACCUACUAUGGUGAUAUACAAGAAGCAAUACCCUCAAAAGGAAGACAACCAGGGAGCAUUAUCGACUUUCCCAGACCAGAACCAAGUGGAAAUGAUGACAAAAACCCCAGUGAUGGGGAUAACCUGCUUGGUCCAUUCCGCUAUUGGGGUAAUGCCAGGCCCUUACUAAUGAUUGACUGGUCCAAAUCCCUGAUUAGCCCAGCUGUUUUCCAAGGCUAUUCCCUAUCAGGUAUCAAGGAACAAAAUGUGACAAUAAGGCCAUUUUCACUGAGAAGUGGAGGGACAUAUGUCAUACAAGCUUCUGUAGCUUCUAAAUACAUCUUGCUAGGUAAAGCCCAGCUGUACUUAACAGUCAACAGAGGCCCCCAGGAUGUAGCUUGUCAGGUACAGCCCCACCAUGGUCAGGAGGCACACACCAUCUUCAGUGUUUUCUGCAUGUCAGGAAAACCGGGAUUUCUUUAUGAAUUCAGUUACCAGAUAGGAAAUGGCUCCAGACAUACUCUGUACCGUGGAAGAGAUGCCCAGUAUUAUUUUGCUUUGCCAGCUGGUGAACCAUUGGACAGUUACAGAGUCCUGGUUUUCACUGAGAUCACAGAUGGUGAAGGCUCCAAGUUACAACCCUGCUCUGUAGCAGUCACUGUUCUUCCUUGUUACCAUGGAAAUGCAGCCUCUGCAAAUGACUGCCUGGAAGAGGAUCUGUAUAAUUCCAGCCUGAGAAACCUAUCCACUCUCCUGCUGAUGGGGAGCUACACAGAAACCAGGAACUACAUCACUAUGAUCACCAGGAUCCUGAGCUAUUUGGCUAAGGAGGACAGAGGCCCUUCCUGUGGCCAGUGGUCACGAGUACAGGAUGCAUUAAUUUCUUCAGUAUGCAAAUUAGACUUUGCAGAUCAGGAAGAAAUCAUUAAUUCUGUCCGUAUGCUAAGUGACCUCAUAAGCUUCCCUAAUAAGUUAACCUUCAUGAGCGCAACUCUUAUCCUUAAAUACACUCGGCUGCUUCUUACUGAAAGCCAGUUGUCUGGGAGGUUUGUGAUUGACAGACAACUGCUGUUGGAACUCAUUUCCCUUGUAUCAGCAGUCUUGGAAGUUUCUGACCCAGAAAAAUCAAGGAAUGUGUACUAUCUACAAGAAGAAGGAAUUAAAGUAAUCUCAGACUUUUUAUUAAAUUCUCUCUCUGUGAACAGUGAGCGUCAGCUCCACAUUGGAACUCGAGAGAUGGAAUUGCAGGCCUAUCUUCAUUACAGUAGUAAGAAUACCGUCCAGAGUAUUGGCACUGCCCAAGUCUACUUACCUGGCAACCAAGCUGGGCAGAACCCAUGCUAUAUCAGUCAACUCAUUUUCUUCAAAAAGACUCCAUAUCCAGGGGGACGAGCUCAUGGUCAGGUUGGUGGCGCUGUAGCUCUCUGCCUUUACGACUGCCAUAGCAGACUACCCUUCAGCAGACUCAGGUUACGUAUGCCUGUGACCAUUGAGUUCGGGGAGGAUAACAUGAGAAAUAAAACAGCAUUUGUAUUAUCUCGGGAUAAAGUGAAUUUUCAUCAGUUCAUCGGGUCUUCUGAAAACUCACAGGAAUCUCUACAAAUUAGAAUCAGAUUUUCUCAGACAUUCACAAGAGCCUUCCCCAUAAUGUUGCUUGUAAGAAUCUCCAAGAAACCAACUCCCUCUGAUUUUCUGGUGAAGCAGAUCUAUUCAUGGAAUGAGCAAACUAUACAGAUUAUCAUACCCGCUGCUUCACUGAAAGGUGCCAGCUUGGGUUACUUGACCUUAUUAGAUGCUGACUAUGACAGAACACCUGCAAACAAGUAUCUAGCUAACGUUGUAAACUAUGUUGUGGACUUCCAGUGGAUCCAGUGCCUAUUUUGGGAUAAGAGAGGAUGGAAAUCUAACACCUUCCCUCCACAAGCAGGAACUGUUCCAGAAAAGGUUAACUGCAGCUAUGAUCACCUGACAACAUUCACUCUCGUAAGAAGACAGCUGAAUGCCAGUUUUGAAAUGAGUGACAUUUCUGAAUUACAGAGUCACCCAGAAAACCCGAUUCCCUGUAUUUUUAUUGUGCUCUUCAUGAUUAUUUAUGUACUUUUGGUUACUAAAAGCAAACAUGUUGAUAGUCAUGAAAAAAAGAAAACUGGUUACAUUUUUCUGCAAGAAAGUGCCUCACCUACUCAACACUUGUAUGCAGUAAUUAUAGACACCGGCUUUCGUGCUCCAGCCCAGAUGACUGCAAAGGUUUACAUCGUUUUAUAUGGUGAAAAUGGACUUUCAGAAACCAAAGAGCUCUACUGUCCAGAGAAGCCACUAUUUGAAAGGAAUUCCAGGCACACUUUUAUACUGAGUGCUCCUGGUCAUCUCGGUCCUCUUUGGAAGAUUCGUCUCUGGCAUAACAACUCUGGUCCUUCUCCAGGCUGGUACAUUAGCCACGUACUGGUGAAGGAGCUGCACACUGGGCAAAGCUGGUUCUUCCCUGCGGAGUGCUGGCUUGAUGCGUAUCGAGGGGAUGGAAGGGUGGAGCGGGAGCUCAUCCCCCUGCACCAAGGGCUCGGCUUGUGGAAGCUUCUGAAUGCCAAAUUCCUGGAGUACCUGGAGGAUGUGCACGUGUGGAUCUCGGUAUACAGCCGGCCCUCGUCCAGCUGCUAUCUGCAUGCACAGCGGCUCACAGUGUCCUUCUCCUUGUUGUACACGUACUCCUGGCUCACUGCUACAUUCACUGCAGCACAGCACGAGCAGCUCUCACUGGACAUUGGUCCCAGCUGCCUGACCAUUGGCGCCUUCAGGACAGGCCUUCUAUGUACUCUUGUGGCUUCUCCAGGGGCAUUGCUAUUAUCCCUGCUCUUCCGGCUCAGCCAGGGGACCACAGGGCCAACCAGAGAGAAGCGUCACUUCAGGGAGAGAGCCACACCAGGGGUGGUGACUCAGGGUCCAAGUUCCCAGGAAAGGAUACUAGAUGUCCAGAAGAAAUAUAAGUGUAACACAUCAGACAUCCUCUCUGGGAAUGACUGUGGCCAGAAAGGUGAUCCCACACCCAGUGGAGGCCUUGCUUCCCAAUGGCAGAGGACGCUUCCACCUUGGUCACGUUCUGUAGCCUGGGUGCUGUGUAUGAUGGUGUCUGUUGCCACUGGUGUGGGAACAGGAGUCCUAGGAUAUAGGUUUGGCCCGACUCAGUGUGUGCACUGGUUGAUUCUACUGUUCUUCUCUGUGAUGGACUGUGCUUUCAUCACCCAACCUCUGAUGAUAUGGUUGAUGGCAUUGGACUUUGCUUGGAAGAAAAAAGAUGAUAAAGCUUUCUUUACUGAGUCUUUGUAUGAUGCAACCAAGGAUUUAGAAUCUGAAUUGGAGCAAAUUUCCCAGACUUGCAUCCCCCUUGCUUCAAGCUGUGGUAUUCCCAACUGUGCCAGUGAAUUUGAAAAAAUAUUGGCUACUCGUCAGCGAGCACGCCAACUGCGCUGGGCUCAUCCACCAUCCACAGCACAGCUCAAAGCAACCAAGAGGAAGAUGAGGAAAGAGUUUCGUGCACGAACAGCUCUGAGAGACUUUUUCAUGUGUAUCAGCAUGCUGCUUCUGUUUAUGUUUAUAACAUAUAAGAAAUUCUCCUGGGAUGAAUUUGCUCUCAAUCAAGCUGUCCAAAAUGAAUUUACCAGACAUGCUGAGAACUCUUUUGGUGACCUGAGAAGCAUGGAUGAAUGGUGGGAGUGGAGUCUGACCAGGCUUCUGGAUGGCCUCUAUGGGGCUGAUGUUCCCUCUGCUGGUCUUCCAGGAGCAAAGUCUGGAGCUCUUGGAGGAAAAUGCUAUCUAAUUGGCACAUCAGUAAUUCAACGAUUAAAUAUUUUUCCAAAUAGUUUUUGCAAGCCUCCACACCCAUUUUCAGCUCUUGCCAAAGACUCUCUUCAUCCAUGUAGCCCCAAAGUUGGAGGACCUGUAAAACCCUAUAUGGUAGACCCAGAAAACCAAAAAGUUAUCCCAAGUCAUCCCAAGGGCUGUGAGGCGAGGGAGGACUGUAUGCUCAACCUGGGCAGGACAAGGCCUGAAGCCCAUGCAACCCUGACCAGUCUCAGGGCUAACCGAUGGAUCAGCGAAGGCACCAGGGCUGUGUCUGUGCACUUUACCCUCUACAACUCUCCCACACAGCUCCUCACCAGUGUGUCUCUAAGGGCAGAGGUGCUCCCCACCGGGCGUCUUCUUUCCUCGUCACAGGUGGAAUCAGUCCGUGUCUUCCUCAGUGACUCAGUCCUGAGCUACUGCCUUCUGGUUUCUGAGCUGGUCUUUCUGGUGCUCAACCUGGUUCACCUCUGUUUUCAAGUCUUCAAUAUGGUUGAGAAAGGCAUCCUCAACUACUGGCGAAAACCGAGCAACUGGCCAGAGCUUUCUGUGGUUGGACUGAGCCUUGCCUACUAUUCAGCCUCCAGUCAUCUUCUUGUUCUUGCUGGAGAUGUUAUCGACCAGUUUCAUAAGGGAUUUUUUCAAGAAUUUAUUGAUCUCCGUCUUAUUGCAUCGUGGAAUGAGAGGGUGCGAUGGCUCCAAGGAAUCCUUUUAUUCCUCUUAACAUUAAAAAGCAUCUUUCUUCUUGGAGCUCCAAAGACAAUGGCUUCCUGCUUCUUCAUGCCGUGUCACUUACUCUCCAGCAUCAUCAUGCCCGGGCUGGCUGGAGCCCUGAUAGUGGCCAUCCACUCACAUCUGCACAGAGUCCUGCUCUCCUCCCCAGCACUGCCACCAAGCACCUUUACAGAGUCCUCCAACAUACUGGCCGUUCCUUUUCUGGGAAAGAGCAGAAGAAAAGCAUUGUUGGGUCUUUCCAAAUCUCAUCAGUGGGCACUGACUUGCUGCCAUGUGGCCAUUUAUACAGUACUGACCACUUUGUGGCUGACAGUGCUCAGAAGUUACCUCAGGACUUUUGCCAGAAAAAAAAAAUAUUUCCAAAGAAAAUAUCUUAUGAGAUUUAAAAGUGUCACUGCUUACACAUGGAGGAAGAUCCUCAUCUUUCUAGGACUGGAAAGGCCAAAGUUGGAAGAGACUCAGGUGGUUGAGAAUCAUAUUUACUAUCUGGAUGAAUUUGAAGAUCUAUUAGAUGUACUGCUGUUGAAGAUAAAUGUUUUGUACAACAACCUACAUCUCCCCAUUCUAGAAAAACAAUUCAGUAGCACAGUGGAGGCAAUGGUAGAAGACAAUCCCUUGAUAGAUGCUUCUGGCUACCAAACCACUAGGGUAGUGCUCAAUGCUCGAGAAACUGCAGGGAAAGGACACUAA
This is a messenger RNA of Chrysochloris asiatica (Cape golden mole), 7047 nucleotides long. It is a transcript of the gene PKD1L1, whose product is annotated as polycystic kidney disease 1 like 1. The coding region runs from base 1 to 7047 and encodes 2348 amino acids. Gene Ontology annotation, molecular function: calcium channel activity; protein binding. The record is from RefSeq and is a predicted model, not a curated record. NCBI's taxonomy places the organism in Eukaryota, Metazoa, Chordata, Mammalia, Afrosoricida, Chrysochloridae. The transcript is spliced from 51 exons. Gene Ontology annotation, cellular component: membrane. Gene Ontology annotation, biological process: detection of mechanical stimulus.